Pseudomassariella vexata is the source of this 3285-nucleotide messenger RNA. RefSeq lists its product as uncharacterized. Gene Ontology annotation, molecular function: protein binding; glycerophosphocholine phosphodiesterase activity. Gene Ontology annotation, biological process: glycerophospholipid catabolic process. The coding region runs from base 1 to 3285 and encodes 1094 amino acids. The record is from RefSeq and is a predicted model, not a curated record. NCBI's taxonomy places the organism in Eukaryota, Fungi, Ascomycota, Sordariomycetes, Amphisphaeriales, Pseudomassariaceae. The transcript is spliced from 7 exons.
AUGAAAUUUGGGCGAGACUUCUACCGCCUUCAGAUUCCUCGCUGGGCAGACGCCUACCUCGAUUACGACGGUCUCAAGCACCUUGCGAAGCAGAAGUCGGUCAGAAAUGGCCAAUUGGAAGCCUUCAGGGACUCCCUUCACCGGGAGACAGCGGAUAUCAAUGAUUUUCUCCGCAGACAGCAUGCCUUGAUCAAUCUAUGGGUUGAAGCGGUGCUAUCUCGCUUCAUCAUUUCCCAUGCAUCAACAUUCGAGGUUCUGGACUUUGCCGGCGUUGCCCAGCCUGAGCUGCAAGAUCUUGUCGACUGCCUUAUUGAGAUAUUGGACUUUGCUGCUCAGCUCGACGUAUUCUCCAAGAUCAACAGAGAUGCCAUCGAGAGACUCCUGGGCAAGCUAGGGUGUGUUGAAGUCCUUAGCUGGGUUACAGGAUCGGAGUCUCCACUCUACGCGCGACCAUGGACAGAGACGAGCUCCCGCGUGCAAGAUCUUUUGCAGCAGGUCCAUCGCGCAUUGGAGCUCCAGGCUGAUGCAACCGAGUUACGUUCGCUAUUCUCGCCAGCAAUGCCGUCCGAGUGCUUGAGCAGGAGUGUAUACCACAGUAUCAGCAACGACGAUUCAGCGGCCCUCAUGUGCGUCAUGGCGUCGACUGUCUCGGAACUUGCAACGCAGGCAAUGCUGUACUCGGUCUUGCAGGUAGCGAUUGUCUAUCGUUCCCCGAGAUGUAUACAGUCUCUGCUUGGGGAGAUCACGUCUCCCCUGGAAGAGGUCUUGUGUGGUCAUCGAGAUCCUUUGCAUCAAUUCAUUGCUCAACUAGCUUGCCGAGGCCGGCCUGAGCCGCACUUUCAACCCGCUGCAGUCCUCGAGGACAUGUUCAGAGACCUAUCGCCUUAUCAACAUCACAUGUUGCUGACCAAAGACUGGAGAGGGCGAUACCCCUUACAUUAUGCAGCCGAGUAUGGCCUGAGCGAAGUGUGUCUGCAGAUCCUCAAGUUUAUCGAACCUUCAGUUAUCUUGGAAUGCGAUAUUGCGGGCGAGACGCCGCUGGCGCUGGCAGUAUGUUCAGGACACGCAAAAGUUGUACAGGCAUUCCUGGAGCUGGAUCUUGAGGAAAACGCCCGCGCCAAAUCCAUGAUUUCCGAGCAAGUAGCCGGAGCUUUUCUCUGCGUUGCAAUUCAGUCACGGUCCACUGACGUUGCCAAAUGUCUGAUCAAGUUUGGCAAAGGGCUUAACUGGCAAGGAGGGAAACAAGGACAAACUCCUCUAUACAUCGCAUCACGCACAGGCCAAGUUGAGGUGGUUGAAAUGCUUCUACUCCGAUCUCCUGAUCUCAACCUCAACCUGCCGCACGCAUCGAAGAAGUGGACCCCACUUAUAGUAGCUUCUGUGCAUGGCCAUGUAGAGCUAGUCCGACUUCUGCUAUCAGCAGGCGCAAACGUGAACAGCCAGGACUGGCGCGGCUGGUCUGCUAUAGACCACGCUUCGUACAGAGCCCACAUGGCCAUCGUGGCAAUGGUACAACACGCUCUAUGCAAAGAUGACGGAGUCAGUAGUGAAACCCCCAAGCUUUCCGUGCAGGUUUGCUCCGCACAACAGACCGCUGUCCACCGCCCAACGUCCUUCGCACCACAUGAAGCUUUACCUGAUGCAGAAUCCGAUCUCACAUCGAUCUUCGUCAAUCUUGGCACAUUCGAGACGCACCACAAUGAAAAAAUCGCGGACAUCAUACCUUCAGUAGCCAACCAGCGACAGCAUCAUAAUAGUAUCCAAAGUAGCAUGCUGCUUGAGGUCUCUGGAUCUGACUGCCGAGAACCGCCAUACUGCCUGCAACUUCCCUACCUAGGAGACAUCUCCGAUAUUACGUGGCGAUUCUCCACCUCAGACCCAGACAACAUGCGACUCACUUUCAAGCUGUUUCAGUUCCUGGGUGAGCGAGAAGUAUGCAAGAGACUCGUUGGCUCCGGCAUAGCUCUCCUGAGCGCGAUCAAGGGCUGGUUCCGGACCGAGCGACAGAGCCUGAGACGCGAUAGCACAGUUGCGCUGAUGAACUCGGAUGGGGAUUUUGCUGGCACCUUGUCUUUCACAUUUCUGGUCGCCGGAGCGUACAAGCCCGCUAUGUUGCCCACCCACGCGCAGAAAAUGUGCCCGCCGCCGUCUACGCAAAUCGUGGCCCAUCGAGGACUCGGUUUGAACGAAAAGAAGUCGAAACGUCUGCAAAUAGGAGAACAUACUUUCCAAUCUCUCGCCAGCGCACUGGACCAAGGUGCUGACUAUAUCGAGGUUAGCCACCUCACCUGGCUAAACUGGACUAUGGCUAACAUUUUUGCGAAUGUGCAAGUGACUCGGGAUCAUGUGCCCGUGAUUUACCACGACUGGUUCGUCAGCGAGGCGGGACUCGAUGUCCCUAUCCACGCAAUGACAUAUCGUCAGUGGAUGGCACUCAGUGAGGCCCAGUCAGGCUCCCAUGAGGAAGUGCCUCGAGGCCGUCUACCAUGGGAUGAGAGAACCAGACCAAGUGUUCGUCACCGAAGAGACUCUCGUUCCCUCUGCGCGCGCCAGGACCACCCAACAAAAGCGAUGAUAGAUCGCAUGAAGCACACCUUUGAGUACACAAACUACAAUAUGAAGGGAAACACCCGCGGUGAUUUCAUCCACGACGCCUUCGUGACGCUCCGACAGCUCUUCGAGAAAUUCCCAGAGAACGUGAGCUUCGAUAUCGAGCUGAAGUACCCCAUGUUCUGGGAGACAGACUACUGGGGCAUGGAACCCUACUGCAACGAAAUGAACUCCUACCUGGACGUGAUCCUCGACGUAGUCUACUCUCUCUCUCACAACACCAACCGCUCUAUCUUCUUCUCGUGCUUCAACCCCGAAGUAUGCAUCCUGCUCUCUACCAAACAAAAGACCUACCCCGUCGUCUUCCUCAACGACUCCAUGGUCAGCGGCGCCGCGGGCGACACGCGGGCCACCAGCCUUCAGCAGGCGGUGCGGUUCGCCAAGAAGUGGGACUUGCAGGGUAUUAUCAUGGCAGCGGAGACGUUCGUCGCGGCGCCGAAGUUGAUUGGGCAUGUCAAGGGGUUGGGUCUAUUCUGUGGAAGUUACGGGGCAUUGAAUGAUGUGCCUGGGUUUGCCAAGGUAGUUUUCCUGAUUCGUCCAUCCUAUGAAGCCCGUGAUGGAAUGAGCGAAGCUGACCAAGUCGCACAGAAACAACAAGCGGAAGGUAUCGACAUGAUUGUCGUCAACAACAUUCGGCUCAUCUCGAUGGCGCUUGGAAGUUCUUCUGCAGCUUGA